Messenger RNA from Asparagus officinalis (garden asparagus), 854 nucleotides. RefSeq names its product probable inactive nicotinamidase At3g16190. NCBI's taxonomy places the organism in Eukaryota, Viridiplantae, Streptophyta, Magnoliopsida, Asparagales, Asparagaceae. Bases 131 to 706 code for a protein of 191 amino acids. The transcript has 5 exons. The record is from RefSeq and is a predicted model, not a curated record.
CCGCGGAUCUACUUAAGCGUGUAAAAUAUAGUAACAAAGACUGGUUCAAGUUCGACCUCGACUCCUGUCUACUUCUAAACUUUAGAAUCCAGCCGCAGAAUUGGGAAUUGAAGGCUUCCAUCUCGUCGCCAUGGCUUCUUCAACGGCGAUGCUCGUCAUCGACAUGCAGAAUGAUUUUAUUUUGCCCGAUGCUCCGAUGCGCGUGGACGGCGGUGAAGCAAUUGUCUCAAACGUCAUCAAAGCCGUCUCUGUUGCGAGGGAGCGUGGGAUUCUCGUGAUUUGGGUCGUUCGUGAGCACGACCGUGCAGGCAGAGAUGUCGAACUCUUCCGAAGGCACUUGUAUGCUAGCGGUAAUGGGCCUACUACAAAGGGCACCAAAGGUGCAGAGCUAAUAGAUGGACUUGUACCCAAGGAAGGAGAAUAUAAAUUGGUAAAGACGCGCUUUAGUGCAUUCUUUGACACACACCUCAACUCACUUCUUCAGAGCAAUGGAAUCAAGAGCUUGGUUGUUGUUGGAGUUCAAACACCAAAUUGUAUUAGGCAAACUGUCUUUGAUGCCGUGGCAUUGAACUACCUACCUGUUACUGUGAUUGUUGAUGCAACUGCAGCAAAAACACCUGAAGUACAUGCUGCAAACAUUUUCGACAUGAAAAACAUAGGAGUGGAAACAGUGACUCUGGAGGCAUGGUGCUGUCCUGAUGCUUGAUUCAGUUCUAGUUUUGUAUACAACAGAGAAUUCAGUGCGUCAGUAUCUAGAAUAAAUGACCUACUAAUCAAACUUAUUCAAUGUUAUAUUUUAGGCACUUGCUUUGACAUUGGACUUUUGUAUAAUUAAUAUGAGAAAGACUUUCUUA